AUGUCACCAAAGAGAUCCCGCAAGAGAGUGAAGCCCAGCCCUGGCGCGGACUCACCGUCCCCCGCGUCCCCGGACAAUGCUGCCCGAGAUCGCUCGGACUCUCAGCCUCAAAGGCCUGGAAGCUGGUACCCUGGAAACUGGUCUGCCAUCUCGCGGGUCUCCAAGGCGGCUCCAGUUACCGAGGUUGCCCGUGAGAGUAUAUCGGUCGCUCAAAACGUAGCUUCCAGCGUUGCAGACACCUCAGCCUCCAUCCUCGACGCUUCCAAACAAUACAGAAAUCCAUCCAUUCAACUGACCCGGAAGGCGGGUGCCUCAACUAGAUCACUGCCCGCCAAUGUGACUACAACCCGGGUCAACAUAGUAUCGGACGCAUCGGCCUCUACAACGGCUUUGGACAAGUUUGAGGAUCCGGCAGCCCCAGGAACCUCGACACCCAAUAAAGAGGAUACCAAGGAAGAAACACCAAAGCCCAUAGAGAAACCAACAGAAGCGCAAGAGGCCAAUCCUGACAAAGCUGGCCCCGAGCCCAACACGUCGCAAGCAGAUCAGACUGAGCAAGCUGGCGGGUGGUUUUCUUGGCUAUAUCGCGCCGGGAACACCGAAAAGAGCACUGACAGUGGCCCGGAUCCUACGGAAACGACAGAAACGCAGCUUGAGCAGGACGAGGCUACGAAGCAGACCGACACACCACCAGUUACCCAAGACUCGCCCGCACAAGAGCAAGAAGAACCACAACCAGAUCAGGAUUCGCAUCCCACAGAUAAUACAACAGAAACAACUUCUACGGCGCAGAAGCGUUCCUGGCUGCAGAUGUGGUACGGUUCGGCUUCAUCUAGCAAGCAGGGAGACCAAGCUACAGUGGAACCGAGCAAAGCCUCUCCGGCUGAACCCCAGAUUUCUGUGAGCGGAGACGUGGAUAUGUCACCUAAAGAUCCACCGGGAGAGUCCGAUGAGGCAGUUGGUCAGACCAAGCCUCCCACUGGGAACACAAGAUCCUCCGGAUGGUCAUUCUGGUCCAAAGAGUCGAAAGACCCGUCUGUUUCAACCCCACAAGAAGUUGAAGGGGUUGAAGCCACAAUCGAUCAAAAUUCACCCACGCGUGAGACGUCACUUGAGCCAGACCCAGACACGAAUGUCAACAUUACCAAGAAUAACAGUAUCAAAAUCAAGCCGCCGAAAGACAAGCACGCUAAAGAUGGGUCUGCAUCUGCGUCUGCAUCUGCUGUGGCCGCAACCUCUGCCUCCGCACCACUUGCCGAGCCUCGCCCGGCCGAUGUUACCGCGUCAAAGCAAUUGCAGAAAAUCCUUCCCAAUCAAGUGCUUCCGCGUUUCGAAGACACGUAUACUUUGGAAGAAUCGCCAUCCAUUUUGCAAUCUCUUGGGCGAAUUCUCCAUUACUCUAAAAGUCCUGAAUACAAGCAUGUUUCUCGAAUCAGAGAGGCUUCUCGCAUCAAGCGAGCCUUAGCCAUUGGUGUUCAUGGUUAUUUCCCCGCGCCUUUUAUCAGAAGUGUAUUGGGUCAGCCCACAGGUACAUCCAUUCGAUUCUCAAACAUGGCCGCGGAUUCGAUUCGAAAAUACACAGCAGACCAUGGCUACUCUUGUGAUAUUGAAAAGAUUGCCUUGGAAGGCGAAGGUCGUAUCUCCGAACGAGUGGACCUGCUAUGGAAGCUACUUCUCAACUGGAUGGAAGAGAUUCGCAAGGCUGAUUUUAUAAUGCUUGCUUGCCACAGCCAAGGCGUGCCUGUCACAAUCAUGUUGGUCGCUAAGUUGAUAUCCUUUGGCUGCGUCAACGCAUCGCGUGUGGGCAUCUGUGCCAUGGCAGGUGUAAAUAUGGGCCCUUUCUCUGCAUAUCGUUCUAGGUGGAUUAGUGGCUCAGCCGGUGAGCUCUUUGAAUUCGAGCUUCCUUUCAGUCGAGUCUCUAAGGACUACGAGGCUGCAUUGAAGUGCUGUCUUGACUUUGGAGUCCGCAUAUCCUAUGUUGGAAGUAUCGAUGAUCAACUAGUCUCACUUGAGUCUGCCUUAUUCUCUCCAAUUUCUCACCCAUACAUCUACCGAUCUGUCUUUGUAGACGGCAGAGUCCAUGCUCCGAGCUUCCUUUCUCAUCUCGUCGGAUUUGCCCUCAAGCUUCGAAAUCUCGGGGUCCAAGACCAUGGGCUUAUCCGCGAACUCAGCAGCCCAUUGGCCGGCAGUCUCUACACUGGGGAUGGGCAUUCUCGUCUGUACGACGACGAAGCCGUGUACUACAUGGCUAUUCAAUUUGCCGUGGAAACCACUACCCUCCCAGAAACUAACCUAUACAUCAAACGGUCCGCCCCAGGCAUCCCCAACCCCUACAUCCUCCCCUUCGCCAUGCGCGGUAUCUUAGAGGAAGAACACGUCCGACGCGAACUCCACGAAGAAAUGAUGGAGCUCCUCCGCCAAUUCGACGACUGGAAGCCAACAAGCAAAGUCUUGAAGGAUGUCAAGUUCCGCCUCGAGGGUAUCCGAUCAAAGCUGUAG
Penicillium atrosanguineum is the source of this 2499-nucleotide messenger RNA. RefSeq lists its product as uncharacterized. The coding region runs from base 1 to 2499 and encodes 832 amino acids. NCBI's taxonomy places the organism in Eukaryota, Fungi, Ascomycota, Eurotiomycetes, Eurotiales, Aspergillaceae. The record is from RefSeq and is a predicted model, not a curated record. The transcript is spliced from 5 exons.